This is a messenger RNA of Colletotrichum godetiae, 759 nucleotides long. Its product is annotated as Ser-Thr-rich glycosyl-phosphatidyl-inositol-anchored membrane family-domain-containing protein. The record is from RefSeq and is a predicted model, not a curated record. The transcript is spliced from 2 exons. The coding region runs from base 1 to 759 and encodes 252 amino acids. NCBI's taxonomy places the organism in Eukaryota, Fungi, Ascomycota, Sordariomycetes, Glomerellales, Glomerellaceae.
AUGCAGUUCAAGAUCUCCGCCGCUGCCUUCCUGGCCUUCGCUGCCUCCGCCCUGGCCCAGAACGCCAACUUCGACCCCGUCACGAAGCCCACCCCCAACGAGCAGAUCAACGCUGGCACCUCCUACACCAUCGAGUGGACUGCCCCCGAUGCCUUCAAGGACGUCACCGUCUCCAUCAGCCUGAUCGGUGGUGCUACCCAGAACACCCAGGUUCCUCUCCUGGACAUUGCCUCCGGCAUCGCCAACUCUGCUGGAAAGUACACCUGGACCAUUCCCAGCACUCUCGGCAAGGACGCCUUCUACGGCCUGGUUGUCAAGUCUGAGUCCAACCCUACCGUCGACUUCCAGUACUCCAACCCCUUCCACAUCAUUGCUGGUGAGGGCGCUGCCUCUGGCACCACCACCGUCGUCUCCUCUUCCGCCACUGCUACCGUCACCCUGUCCGCUGCCAGCGUUUCGGUCACUCCUACCGCCUCUGCCUCCGUCUCGGCUUCUGCUUCUGCUUCUGCCUCUGUCACCAAGUCUGAGAGCGUCAUUGUCAACUCCACCACCGCUCUUUCCACCACUGCCGUCCCGACCCCUGCUACCCUGAGCGCUUCUGCCUCCACCAUCACCAGCGUCACCCGCCCUGCCACUAACAGCACCGGCACUGCUACCCGCUCUGCUAUUGCCACCGUCACUGGUGUUGCUGCUGGUGCCCAGGCCACCGCAGGUGUCUUUGCUGUCCUCGGUGGUCUCGCCGUUGCUGCCCUUCUCUAA